CUUAGAUUCGUGUAAUUAGCUACCGUAUUUGUAAUGGCCAUCAAAGCUAUCCGAGCUCGAAAAUAGCGAUCAGUUUGAAGGAAAGGCCGCCAUCCGCAGACCUUCGUAUAUUUGGAGGCAGAGUAAGAUACAAGAGGUGCAGGAUCGGAAAGGCAUGGAAUUACUGCGGCUGUUUUACGGCAUUCAGUCUCCCUCGUUCUUCACUCAUUGUUGUUUUGGUGAGUUCAAAACGUGCUACGCACUCUUCGAUUACGCGAAUGAUACUGCGGCUUUAAGCUCAUCAGCUCAUUGUGAUCGUUGUAAUGAGGAUGCAUGGAGUCCUCUUUUUGCUUUCUGCUUGCUGUCUGAUUCGCAAUUCGUCAAAAUCUUCUAAGACCGACCUGUUGAUUAUUGAAUGGUACACCAUUUAAACUGCUAUUUUGGGACCGUCAUAGUCAUUUUACGAUCUAUGCGAAAUGCGUAUCUACUUGCACAGACUCGAUUUAUGUUUGUUGUGAUUUUCGUUUUUUAUUUUGUGCGGAAAUUAACGGUUACUCAAUGUAGCGAGCGAAACUGAAGUGGAAUUUUGCAAUCACAACGCAAUUAAAAUUCGCCACGCUUUGCUAAAUACGUCCUAUCAUGUGAAGAGUGUACGUGAUCAGGAGCGGUGAACUUUCAUUAGUGUGAUGGCACUGCGGUGUUUAUACUAAAGGUUUUAUUUCGCAACAACCUUUCAAAUUUUCGAAAGAAAUUUCUCCAUUGUAAGGUAGCCAGAAUACUCGAACUAAAUCGCUGUGAGAGAUUUGGAUUAAGCAAAACUCCCCGAACAUGAAUGAGCACAUAUGACACCGUGCAAGUUGACUAGACGUGAAAUGACCUCUGGAAUGCUUUAUUUAGCCACGUUGUCUUUUACUGUAGACACUUUAAAUGAUCUCGUGACCGCCCCUUUGCCUAUGCUUUGCUGCUGAGAUGAAUAGAGGUUUUCAAGUCUAGACGAAAAAAAUGUAGACGAGUUCAUCUUACCUUGUCAUCGACGACGGCCUUGAGAGCAAUUCGAUCAUAGCCUUGAGAAUUGCUUCGCAGAUAAUCCUUUUUAUUGAGUUGAUUACCUUGUCUUGAGAUUAAAAUUUACCUGUGAAGUUGCACCGACUACGUUUGAUAAGGUUCUCUCAAUACUGAAUUUGCUUCACCGGUCUAAUAAUUGAGUAACGUUCAGUUGGCAUUUGGUUAGCAGAAGUUGCAACGGUAAAAUAUUCCUCAUUCAAUUUGGUCAUUGUCAGUUGGUUCCAAUUGAAAAAAAAAAAAAGAUGGAGUUGUAAGAUACUUCCAACCGAGUGAAAGCUAAAAAUCAGAGUCAAAAGCAGAGUCAUAAGCUCAACAGAACCGUACUCAGAAGGAUCAAAACUGUUUCAUUUUCUUCCUAUUCCACUUAUGCCUCUGUCGCUUUUGAUCCAGUGAAAGAGAUUGUCAGUUGCAAGCAGAAAUGGAAAAACCAACCAAUCACAAUGCCAAUUCUCAGGCCCUUGCGGUACAUUCUUCCACUUGUGACUCUGACAACUCAGUUUUCACUGGAUUGUGAGCGACCGAGUUGUAAGUGGCAAAAUUAUUUUACUUCCAAUUUGGUCAGAUUGAUAUUCAUUAGAUCCUCUGGCUGUGUGCUUAUGAUUGAGACUCCAACUUCAACUCAGAGUUGAAAUGAGAUGAAAACCAGCCUUUAGAUUACCAAUCACUCUUCUAGACAGCUAUUGAAAAGUAUAACUUCUGUGAAUUAAGAAUACAGGAUUUUAGAGUAGCAAUUGGACUAUCAAAAAUUUGGCCAGAUUGCAAGAUUGUCCAGAUACUGAGAGUGGAAACUGAGAUGCUGCACGCAAAUUUUAGUGAAAUAACAUGGGUAUGUUUUUGAUAUUUUCAGAAUUCUUGUAUAUCUUUUCAAAAACCAAUGCAAACUUGUACAAAAAAUUUCUGGCAAGAUUCCUUACCCCUUAGAUACUUAAAAAAAAAAAGGCAGCAUUGUAUUUUCAUUUAGACUUUUUGGUUUGGUUUUCAAAGUACUUGUUACUGUAGUCUAAUGUUAUGUCUGAUGUAGACAUGAUGGUUAAUGUCAAAUGCAACAAUCAAACCUAUCUUUUUGGACACAACAUUUAGGGGAAACCCCAAUUCUAGGAGCAUAAACAGUAGUCCGUUUGGGAAAAAAUCCUCUUUUUAUUUACAACACCCCUGUGAAAGGGACACUUUUUGUAGACUAGAGUUUUCCCCCUGUGGAAAGGGUGGUGAAUAAUUCAAUCCAAAACUUGCUUAAAUGUGGUUACUUCUGUUUUAAAAGACAAGACUAAGGCUAAGAAUAUGAAAUAUGCAAUUCACUAUCUUACCUGUUGUACUUGCAUUGAAAUACUCUCUUCUGAGUUCAUUUUUACUUUAUAUCAGCUUCAAUAUGGCAGUAUUUUUAACAUCAGGGACUCUUCGUCUUUACCUUAUAGCAAAAAAAAGGAAAACUGAAAUGAUAGAAUUCUUUUUUCUUGACAAAAUGAAAGUUGAUGUAUUGGUUGUUUUGUGUGACUAAUGCAUAUCGCUCUCUUUUUUUGUGUUUCUAUUCCCAGUUUGUUUCUUUUUAUUGUGGCCACUCCUGGUUGCUGCAGAACGAUAUCCAGAACAUGGUAAGUUAUAUUGGGGUGAGCAGCUAUAUAUAUAUAUAUAUAUAGCAGCUUCAUUGACAUUAAGAACAUAUUGCACAUUAGGCAUUUACUUUAUAGCAUGUGCGAUGUCUAUCUGGCUGAUGUCUUUGGCAUGGAAUAUCAAUAAUUGGCAUAUACCACUCAACUGAAUAGUGCUUUUUACACCUGCUGAUUGGCUAGUUUAGAAGUAAAUAGCAACUAUUAUUCACCUCCAAGCAGCCUAUGAGAAAAAUCACAUUUAAUUACUACCAAUCAAGUUUAAUUGAAAGAACUAAUAAACCUAGUUUUUCUGGUAUCUGUGUGGUAUAUACUAAAACAAUUAUUCACCUCAGUGUUGGUGAAAGUAGUAGAUAUUGACCUUGCAGCUUAGUGGCUUGGUAAAUAUCCACCACUAUUCACCUCCACUCUGGUGAAUAAUUGUUAAAUAUCAUUCACUGGCAUGGAAUUUUAGUGCAUCCUGGGUUAUGCCUUGAAUAUAAUGAGCUAGGUUCCCUUGCUGAUUCCUGGUACACUCCUUAAACCUGUCUGAUUGAAGAUCAAUGGACAGCCUGAGAGUUAAGUGUCUUGGCUGGUAAAACAACACAAUCGAUGACUAGACUCCUUUUCUGUAUUUUACUUUGUAGCUAUUGGGAUACUUACAGUAGGGUCUCCCAUGGUGUUAAGAAUGCAAUUUUACUUAAUUAUGCUCAGAAACUUGUUGCAAAUUGCACUGGUGAUUAUAGGGAGAUAUGAUGCAAUCCUCAACCAAUCAGAGCACGCUAAUCUCUAUAAUUACUUGAGUAAUUAUGCUAAUUAUUGUUAGUGAUAUCUCUGGGUUCAGAUAGAGAAAUAAGAUUUUAAUUCAAACAAACUUUUGAAUUUAGUGGGUGCCACUGGGAAAUAUGACCUGCCAAAUUGACCAAUUAUAGUACACAUACCAACUGAGAGAUGUCAGUAAUAAAAUAGCAUUCAUAUUAAGUGUAUCUGUUGUUCAUGAUUUUAUGAGUUUCACAGUUGGGUUGCAAAACGAAACUUUAAAAAAAUGUGAGCUUGGAGAGCUAAUCAACAUCUCCUUUUUACAGAGUGUGGUGGAGACAUCUAUCUCAAUAAGACAACUUUCUCUCUCUCAUCACCGGAUUAUCCUAGUUCCUCACCUCGUGGCUCUGAAUGUUCAUGGAGGGUGAGCAAUCCAAGAGGGAUGGCAGUAGUUGUUCAAGCUAUUAAUCUUGAUUUUGGAUCAGAGAUAAAAGAUGACUGUGAAAAUGGCAGGCUAGAAAUUUUCAAUGGUUGUGGUUCUGAGCGGUUUCUGGUGGAAAAGAUUUGUCAAAGGCCUAAAACUGAGCCAGUUGGAAUCCUAUGGGUCUCAUCAGGGUCUUGUGUAACAAUAAAGUUCUCUUCAGGGAAGCGUAAAGGCAAUAAAUUUCGUCUAAGCAUGGCAGAGAGUGCAGGUAAAAUGACAUCAGUUUACUAUUUCCUUAGCACUGUUAAAAGUAUUCUGCUUUUUGUAAUUUGUGAAACAAAAUGAAACAGAGAUGAACUCAAAAUCUGGAAUUUGCUAAAUGAAAAUCUGUCACAUAUUCAAUCAAUUUUUAUUUAGACAUGAAAAAUUUUUUUCCCAAAACAUUGUAUAAUUUUAUUCAAUCGGUAAGAUUUGUUUGAGGCCUGUCAUCUUUGAGUGGAAUGAACAGCAACCAUUAAGUUAAAUUUUGUCAAUUAUGCCAACCAUCUCAUUAUUCUUUUUUCUUUUCUCAUUUUCAUAACUGAAUCAACGAAAACCUAACAAUGAACUGAAGUUCGAAGUCAAACCCCUAAAAUCCCUGGCAUGCUACAAUGUACAUGUAGUCAUUUCUUGAAAUGCCUCAUUCGUAUAUAUAUCUUUGUUUAACUGUGUGGUUAUUUAUUAUACAUUAUAUUUGUUUACUUCAACUGAUAUUUGCGACUGAGACCAAACUUUUUAUGACAAGAUUGUACAGUACAUGCACUUUGCAUUUUUUGUUUGACAACUUGUUUUCUUGCAGCCUCCUGUGGAGACAUAUUGAAAAAUGACAACAACAAGAACCAAACCUUUGAAGGCAGACUGCCUGCAAACCCUGGAGGAAGUAACAAGUGUGUAUGGAUCAUUGUUGUCCAGAGGGGCAUAAUUGAGUUGGCAUUCAAAGACAGAUUUCAAGUGACAAGCCUUGCCCAGGACUGUAAGGAGAAUUAUGUUCAAGUUCAAGAUGGUAGAUACAGGUACAAUACCAUGAAGUGUUCAGCUAUUAGGGCUGAGCUUUACACCAAAGAUAGAGUAGUUUUAGAUUGAGGGUCAAAAGUGAUUUGCAUGUCGGAUUGAACUGUUGUUAUUUUACCUUCGUGGUGACUGGAUGACACAACUUUGGCCUCUUCCUUAAAUUUUUUUUGCUAGAUAAACAAAACUUAAAUCACUUGCACUUUUUUCUUACCCACUCUCAUGAUUGUUUACACAUACAUCUAAUUACUGUAACCCUCUCCCUUCUAAAAGUGACUAUCAUCUUGUUUCUCUUUACAAUAUCAUCCCUGAUUCAAAAAUUAAGGUCAAAAAAGGAAAGAAAAGAUCACUUACUUAAAGAAGCUCUAGAUUGUUAAACAAAUUCUCCUUGACACCAUCAAAGGAAAUGUAGAGAGAACAGUAUGGAGAAUAUGCACAUUGAUGGUAGGGGUCAAAGGGUUCUGUGGGUUGUUAUUGAAUCCUUUUGAUAUGUACAUUCUGAUCAGCCAUUUUGAGUGCUGUGGUUUUAUUUGUUUUUUUUUUUGUAUGUGUAGCUGAUCAAAAAGUGUUUCUUCUGUAGUUACCUCCUCUUGUAAAUUUACUGAGCAUACAUGAAUCUAAAAUGUAUUUUGUGUUUGAGCAGUACUUCACCUGUCCUUGGAAGAUUUUGUGGAACAUCAAGGCCAUACCCUGUGUAUUCAUCAGGGCAAUACUUAAGAAUAACACUGCACGGAAGUAACACAGGGAUCACCUCUAAGCAUUCCUUCAAGGCACAGUACACUGUUGUAGACAGCACUCCAGCAUCCAAAACCAGUAUGUUGAAUUUCAUCCCAUCUUUGUCACUUUAUCUUUGGCAUAGUUGUUUAAUUUGCAGGUUUUGCUUUUAAAUUAAAACUUUCAGAAUAAGAUCAAGUCUAAUCAGAGUGUUGUAGCCCAUGAUACCUGGGUGUCUCCCUGUCAAUUUUCCUGAAACCACCCCAGUUUGUUGCUAUUUCUCUUUGAUGGGCCAAGGAGUGUUAAGUGUUUCUUGCUCUCAACUCUAUGGCGUGUAUCCUCCCUACCAUACCCCAGUGAUGUAUCUCGCCCCCCUCCCCUCUUUGUUGUCUUUCAGUACACCCCCUCUCCCCCAGCUGCCCUUAACUGCUUUAGUCAUACACAAAUUAAGAAGUUCAUUCUAUUGUUACUGCUUUCAUACCAGAUUACUGUGAUCAUGCUUUUUUUUUGGAUGCCAAUGAUGGAAGAUUUUCAACACCGCGAUACCUGGAACAAUAUCCCCCUGGUCUUAAUUGUAUAUGGAAAAUUGAGGUUGCCAGUAAGAACAAGAUUUUCCUCAGAUUUCAGUAAGAUUUAUUUUAUUGUGUGUAUUAGAUAGACAUGAGAGUCAUAAGAUUCUCAUUCUCAUUACUUACAAAAUGCUUUUGCCACAACUGAUGUUAGCAUUCUACAGUUCACUCUUAGGGAGGGGGGGGGGGAAGGAACAGUCAUUAUUUACUGCUGGGUGCGAAGGGGGAGGGUUAGGUUUGGUUAUUGCUAUGUUAGAAUUUAUCCAAUACCCUCAUAGGGCUCUGUGAUUGUAUGAUGCUCACACACACCAUUGGUAGUUAAUUUGCAGCCUAUUUUCUAUAGCCCCCCCCCUAUUUGUACUCUGUAGGUCAGGCCUGACAUCCCUCCAUUCCCCUUUGAAAUCCAUUUGAUUCCCCCUUCCGAAAUCCUCAAACCCUCUCUUUCCCCCCCUCCCUCCACAAGUUUGAACACCCAUAUUCUUGCGCUCUCACAAGGCGAAUUUGGAAAAACCUUCAGUUUUGGCCCUCAAUUAAUUAAAUGACUUGGUAAUUUCGGUGACUUUGAAUUUUUACAUUUUUCUUGCAAUGGGUGAUCCACUGUAAAUAGUUUUUGUGUUUUCGGAACCAUUCGAUUAAAUAGAAAAAGACGUGUGGUAAACUUUGUGUUAGCUAUAGGAAUGAAUAAUAAAAACAAUACCUUUUUAUUUUGUUCAGACUUUUGCAAAACUGAGUGUGUUAGAUAAUCCCAUAAAAGUGCAAAAUGAUAAGGUUCCUUCUCACAACAACUACAUUAAGCAACAGUUCCACUAAUAUUUUUGCGUGUUACUCAGUGAUCAAAAUAAAUUUGUCCCUGUUGUCUCAGCUAAUUCUGUUCGACAGAUUAGGAAGUCGCAGUUUUAUUUUAACAUAUUAGCAUUUCUCAAAAUUUCCUCUAACAGAAAGUGGUUCCUCUAUCAGUUGGGGUUUCUUCAAGUCAUGUUUAAUACCAAGCAUUUACUACGAUUUUUUAUCUGAAGCAUUUUCAACUAGCUGAUCUUUUCGACGCUGAUUUUCCCUUAGGGAGUUUGAUGUGGAAGGGGAUUCACAGGUAUGCCCAGAUGAUUCCGACUAUGCUAAAGUGUACAAUGGCUUGGCUAGCUGGUCCCCGGUGAUCGGCCGAUAUUGUGGCCGAGUCAUCCCGGCCACCAUCAAAUCGAAGACGAACAAGCUCCGAAUAGAGUUCCGAUCCAACAGUCAAUAUGCUGGCCGAGGGUUUGAUGCAGUCUACACUGUCCAGAGCGACGAAGCAGGUAUGGUGUAUCUUAGUGACAUUGGUGGAGCCUAGUCAAGUGUUAGGGCUGUUUGUGUGCGCUUUCCAAGAGGUUGAAAUAAACGUUAAUAUUUAAUGGUCUUGAUUUAUACAAUUAUGAGCUAACCCCCUUUUCCUUUAUCUGGUCUCUUUAAGAUUUCCUUGCCUGAUCUUCUCGGUUCGAAUCUUAGUGUAGUCGUUGUAAACUUGAUAAUGAUUUUGACGCUUUUUUAUUUCUAUAUAAGCCUAUAAACCAAUUUUUACAGACAAGUACCCUGAGGGCUAGAAUUGUAAAUAUCUAGGUUGCUAAAAUUCCUGUAGUGAUGUUAAAAAGAAAAGAGGAAAAAUGUUUGUGCAAGGGGACACUCGGAGUUGAACCAAGGACCUCUCGAUCUGCAGUCGAAUGCUCUACCACUGAGCUAUAUCCCCAUUGCGUGAAAGGGAAAUGGAAUUUUUCUUUUUUAAAACAACUAUUACGUGGCAGAAUACCAGGCGACAUAUUCUUUCACCAUGGAUACGAUAUCUUUAUUGGGGUCUCGAAUAUAAAAUAUUCGAAUUCGAUUACGACAUUAAAUGGAUAUCAUUAAAUGUGAAUUAUGCAAGAAAUUCACCGGCAGGUAAUAUUGGCUUUUCUGGUAGGCUACAAGCAUUUCGAAAUCGCAGUCGUGAAAUGAGAAAUAAGACUUUAAGUACUGAUUUUCUCGAGAGCCUUUUCUUCUGGUUUCGAUUCUCUUUUUUUGUUUUGGUUUGUUUUGUUUUCAUUUUUGUCCUCUAAGUGAGUGAUGUUACGAUUGAAUGUUUUUCUUUAUUUGUGAUUCACUGCUCGCUUUUCGCUGUCUUCACCCGCCUACGCCAUUUGACUCCUCUGAUGAAAUCCUAGCUUUGAAUAAUGACAAGAUCAUCGAGAUAAGAAAUAUCCCAGAUUUACACCAACUGGUUUACAGUGAUCAAAUGGAACCAAUUUUGAAAUAUCACCUUCAACCAUGAAAGCGGUGAUUGCAAAGGUCAUUUUCCCAUCUGGAAAUUUCAGAUGGAUUAAAAACGAAAAACAAUUUCACCAUCUUUCUAAUAUCCCUGACCAAUGAAUACUUCCGGUUUAGGCUAGUUCCAAAUACCAUUUCCGGUUGUAAAUUUUAGUAUGAGUGAAAGUCUUGAUCUUCUGUGAUGAGCCGUGGCUUCCUGACAAAUUAUUGGCUGGUGAACACUUUCGUUCCCAUCCUGUAAUUAAUUAAUUUAAAAGCGGCGAGCUUUUCAGAACGCGAUUUAAGUCGCGAAAAAUUCAAAAAUUCUUGUCGGGAUCUUGGGAUUUCAAUCCGAAAAAAGGAAACAUUUUAAUGGGGCUGUUCAUUUUAAUUUCGUUUUCAGUUAGAAGGAAACUUUCGAGUAAUGUUCAAGGUUUAUAAUUUUAUUUAACUACAUGUUACAAUAUAUGAGGAAACUUUUAACCUUGGUUUACGAUUGGUCGAAAUUUUUACCUUUUUUGAACCCAAAAUAUUUUGUUAUUGGUUGUUAUUUUAAUUUCCAUUAUUUUUUUAGUCAUUUCUUUGUUUUGCUUUUUCUUGUCCUAUUUUUAUGACCACUGCCUCCUGUGGAGGCGAAGCAGUAAUGUUGUUGUUGAGUGAGUGAGAGUUAAAAUAGAAUAGAAUACGAACGACUUCUUUGUCCACAACGAAGUCUGCCGAGUUUUACCCGAUAUGCCUCGCUCUUGGCUUUUGUUUGUUUCCGAACAUCUUCGGUUGUUCAACGUUUAAUGACUUCUUCGAAUCGCUUCGAAUGUUACGCGGCAUAUUAGCAGGUAAUCACACUGUUUUUCGGUGCUACUUAAUGGUUUUCUCGUAGUGUACUACAGGAGACGAUAAACAUUUCACAAUCACUUCAGAAUGGCACGUGAAAAAAAAGAAAGCGUUUGAAUGAUAUUGAAGAAAUAUCUUAAUACGUUUGAUCUGUACAUCGUGGAAACUUUGUAGAAAAAUUUAUAUAUUCGAAAAGAGAUCAUUUUACCAUUUCAAUCAGCGACAAAUGCUCAGAAGAGCCGUUAAAUUUGCGAAGCGAGGAAGGUCCAUAAUACGAUACGUUGAGUUCAACAGGGUGACGCCAUUCGAUGGAACGAUGGAAUGAUGGAAAGGCCUAAUAUUCUACAGCGCGGAAUGCCUUGUUGUAUGAAACAAAAGUCUCACAAAAAUGGAAUUGCAAUGUAUAAUUAACAGGCAAAUCAAAAUUAAAAGAAGGCUAGUUUAAUCAUUAUUGAAGCCUAGGGGUAGACGGACAGAGGAACAGUGAGGUUCUUGAGCGAGCCUCUAUAAGUUAUCAUUACUAUUACUUUUGUUAUCAUCAUCAUUAUUAUUAUUGUUAUUAUUAUUAUUAAUGUGAUUAUUUGUUACCAUUUAAUGAGUGGUUGUGUGUCAAUUAGUCAGUAUAUUCUUGAAUCAUCUUUCCCUUGUAGAAUAGGGCUCUGAUAAGUAUGUGGGAUGCGGCAGGGUUUCUAUUUUGCAGUAGUAUUAAAUUUCUUUUUACAAACGUAUUGUACCAUAAAGUGUGUUAGUGUUUUAUUGCAAAUAAUGAGGUUUGAGGACGUAUAAUUUUGCUAAAGUACGAAUGAAAACAUCACGAUACAAAAAAAAAAAAGGUUAAUUCACUAUUCUUUUCUAACUGGAAGUGCUUUAAUAAGUGUUAGAUGAGCAAAACUUAGCUCACAAUGUGCCAAUCUCUUCUCAAACUUCGAUUUGUUCCUCGUGUACUUCUUUUUGUGCAAGAUUAAAUGAAAUCCUUUGAUUUUCAGACGGAGAAACAAGGAAUCACUUCACUGGAAUAAUGAUUGGUGCCACUUGUGGUGUCAUUUUCAUCGUGCUCAGUCUUCUGGCCGUGUUCCACACUCGCAAGUUGCGGCGCCAACGGGCUCAGAGCCGGAUAUCAGAAGUGGCCAGCACUGUUUCUUUCGACAUCCACCAGGCUAAUGCCCCGCCAGCUUAUGAUUUAGGUAAUGCUGGUAAAUCUAGAGGGAAAUGUGUGAGAUGCGUAUGUUAAACAUCCUGAAGAACUGCCCAUCCAUAUUCGAAAAAAUGUUCUGAAGACCCUUUUGCGUCUUGAUAGAUAACAGCAAUGUCCGUCCAUUCCCUCAGUCCGUUACCUAUAGCGUGUUUCGCAAUAACAGCAAAUUUUGCAAUUAUUCCUUUGCAGUUAUGGCGUCUCCGGAUCUUUUCCCUUCAAAGGAACGCCAACAGUCACGUGGUUACUCCGGUGUUCCACACCUUCAUCGGGAAAUCAGCUAUUUACUGGGUGACCCUGAGUCGGAUGACGAAGAUCUCCCUCCUUAUCCGGGACUUUCCGGUAGGGAUGGAGUGGUGGAAUUUUGUUUUGGUCAACCUUCUGAUGAGAGGAGAAGGUCUCACUCGAAAGAACGUCAUGUGUCUGAAUCGGAACAACCCUCGUGUCAGAUUUCGGCGGUUUGGUACCGACGCUGUUCGACGGAUGCGCCGUCCUCGCCAAUUGUUCGGAACCUCGAGUCCUCUUUGGAAAAUGAAGUGACAACGCUUGAGCGACGGGACUCCAAAGAAACGGUGCAACCUGUAUUCCAGCGAAUGGACACGACUAGUAGUUUUGUGACAGAUGUGUAACUAUUACAGAAGAACCUUCAAGAUUGAAGAGAAUCUCUCUUUCAAGCAAAUAUAUCGAACUCGGAAGCCCUUCGUCUCUACGAAUUUCCAGAGGUUGUUACAGCAGUUAAAGUUGCUUUGAAUGAUAGUAUAAAGGAAAGUACUUUCCAGCUAUCACAUUUGGUUACAUAAUUUGAAUCGCUUUGAAGUUACUGGAUGGGAUUUUUCCCGUUAAGUUUGCGUUGCAGAAUAUUUCGAACUGUUUCGUGUCGCCCAUGGCUUUGUCAGGCUCUCAAUAACAAUCGACAGAGUUUUGUUUUCGCAAUCGUGCUAGCUCGCUUAUAAUUAUUUAAUCAUUUUAUUUGGACCUCAAACGGUUAGAAAUUGGGCUCGUGUUGAAACUCUCACAAGAUAUUACCGACUCCUUUUGCGGCUAGAAUGUAAACUGAGAAGGCGACAAACUCGGAGAGGAAAAGGAAGAGAAAGGGUUACCUGGGAAGGAAAAGGUAGACACCUACACGUCUCAUGUCCUUCUACCAUUGGAGAACUGAAUGGGUUAAAAACUACCUUAAAACUACAAGCUCGUUAGGGAACUUUCCUAUAUGCCCUCAAGUUUCUAGUUUAACGAGAAAGUGUAGUUUUUUGUUGUCGUUGUUUUCGGUUUUGUUUUGCUUGUUUUUACUUUCUCCGUGCGUUUUCUUGUCCUUUUUUUUUUCCAAGCGAAAUUUUGUUCGCAGUUUGCAUCUCUUUCAAAUGCCUUCUUAGUGCACGAAUCUUCUUCAUUACCCGCCUGGUAGGAGAAGCUCCUGAUUUUUGUGCGCGCUCAAGUUUGGUUUUAAAGUUUGUGCUAAAGAAAGAAAAGGAGAUCUUUUAUCUUUUAGACGAUGUAGCAGGGACGUGAUCCCUCUUUCAUUUUUGGCUUUUAUUAAUCGUUGUGCAAUCGUGCCUGCUUUUAACGACACUUUUUUUUAUAAUUAGCGCGCCAUCGCUAGCUGCUGCUGUUGUCUCACUGGAAUGCUUGCCGGUUUGAAGUGCUCGGAAGGAACAUAUAUCUUAAUGAAAUUAUUUUUAGUGAAUCAGAUGUGGCACUAAAUGAGACAAUUUUAUGUCCGGCAUUCAACGAGUUCCCUUAAUUGGGGAUUGAUUAUCAAUUUUUAUUAAAAAUAAACUUUCAACAACUCAGAUUCGUAUAAUUUAAGAGAGACAAAGUUAUUUCGUUGAAAAAUUAUUUACAAAAUAUUGUAAUUACAAUGACUUAUUGAAAUGAAAUUUGUAUCCUUACGAAGUGAAACUUUGGGCUGUAAAUAAAUCACGCUCAACAGAUCUUCGAGUGUUUAUCGUGACGUAAUCAGCGGUGAACUUAAAAAUUUAUCGCCGGGGGCGGGGUAGGGAGGCGGCAUGGUUGUGUCACAAUAAAAUCUACCAAACCCCCUUUCCUUUCCCCUUAAGGCUCUUUGUAUUCUAAUGAUCUCCCUACUUGGUACUCGAUUUUCUAUAAUUCCUCUUUUUACUUCUUUUGGUGAAAACUGAACCCCAUCCGUUUCCCCUUGAAACUAUAUUGCUUGUCUCACGAUGUGGUCUUUUGCGUAGCCUGCACAAGGUGUCCUGUCAGCAAACGGGUUGCUAUGGUUGCGCAGUGAGAAAACCGGGUGGAGAGAGAUUAAGAAACUCGUCCCAAACCACCUUUUCCGCUUAGUCAAUGUGUACGCUGUUCAAAUUUAAACUCCCAUUAUCGUUUUCCAUGCUGUUUACCACAUUUUCUUGAAUUUUAGAUGAGAGAAUAUCUGAAAUCAAACUGUAUCCCAAGGUUUAUGUUUUAUUGCUUCUCAUCACCUUUCUGUUUGAAAUUAAAUGGAUACUGUGAGAAAAAUUUCUUUGUUACUCACUCCGUUUAAGGGAUGAACUGACAAAAAACAUCUGGAACAGGCUCUCAUAUUUUAGGUCAGAAGUGAACAAAUGCGCAGCCUGAAAUUAUCACUGUUGUUGUAUUUCUAAGAUCAUUGCUCACAAUCUUUUCUCUUAGGCAGGUUUCCAGAAUUAUUUUACGUGUACUUGUACGUUUGCUUAAGGUGUCUGUUGAACGGUGAGGUGGAUCAUUUGCACGGUCCUUGGAAGUCAGUCCUUGUUCUUUUUCUUCAUCAUUCUUAAAAUCAGACAAGUUCUUCAACCUUUUCUAUAACGACGUGUAAUUAAUAAUGAUACCAUCUCUCUGAGCCUCAUUGCCCUGCACAAACCCUGGUUGAACCAGGCCUUCUGAUCGUAUCAAUAUACUGCCGUAAUUUGUAGUUUACAUGGAAAACAUGAGGGCAAGGUAGAGGAAUGAAAAGUGUAAGAAAUUUCGAACAAGAAAUCGAUCAAAAAAUUAUUUUCAGACCUGAAUUGCCCGAAAUUACCUGUAAAACUCCACAACAACUACGGUUCACCUCUUUUCAGAUGAGAAGCGAUGCAUGAUGGGUACAGUAACAUGUAAAUAUGGCGUCGAGCGGGAAAGUCGAUGCAUUUGAGAAUAAUAUCUUUAGUGAUAUCUGAGACGGGACAGGUACAACGUGCAAGGUUUGUUUCUUUGAAAUUCCAACCAUUUGAGCUAUUCCCAAUCUUAAAAUUUUCAUUCUAUUCACAAAUCCUGGCAUCUGAUAUGAUUGCUCAUUUGAUUAAUUUUUCCCAAAUUAUUGUUCGUAACUUUUAAACCGAAUUAGUCAAUGAAUAUCAGGGCAUAAAUAAUCGAUAAGGGCUUAUCUUUACUUUGAUCUUACGUCUUGAAUUUUCUAUUCGAGGGAAGACCUGAAUUUCUCGUUUGAAAGAAUCGGCAAUGUUGUAGUUGUUUUAGCCGCCGUCAUGACAACAAAUGAAAAGAGAGCAUAAAUUACGAGGACUAUCGUAUUAUUAUUGAAAUAACACUUGGAUUUCAACUCUUGUGCUGCCCUCUUUAAUAAGUGACACCAUAGUAUCAACAAUUGAAAUUCACUAUUACAGACAUCAUUUACUGUAUACAACGGAAAUCUGGAGAAUGUUUAGAGUGGACAGCAUAUGACAACCUCUCUCUUCUGAAAUUUGUUUUGUCGCCAAUUUUUCUCUUCAUCGAUUGAAAGCCCCUUAAAUUGAUGCAGAUUUUCCACAAUCAAAUAAGAAUUGGCCAAAAAAUUACUAUCUCUGAAAAGGUAACCAAUUAAAAUUCCUUUAAAGUGGAGAGUAGAGUUUACAUAACUUCAUCUCCUCUGUAGAUAAACAAAUCCAUAUUCACUUAUCUUUGAGAUUAAGUAAAGUAUAUAGAGCGCUGGGAGAUAUUUUUAUGCAUGUCCAGGAGACUCCUGCAUUUCACAUAAUGAGGUAGUGUAAUUAUUCUGUAAAUGCUAAAAUAAGUCCUUAGGGGGCUCAUUCACUGUGAGACCUCCCAAGAGGGAACAUUGGUGGAGAGUGGGGCUUAGUUAUGAGAAAGUGAUGUGAGUUGAAAAUCCAGAAAUGAAAGCCAAAUUUGAGCCAUUAUUUUCAUCGGCCUGUCCCCCGCCAUUUAGUGAAUGCUGCUUGCAGUGUGGAUUUUUUAUGGUUAGGACAGACACUUGCAACAAAGGCCUUCAAAUACAAGUACACCAUUAAUGUAACCCUACCCAGCCCAAAUGUAUGAAAAUACAUGACUAGAGUUUUUAUUCAGCUAAGAAAGGAAGAAAUGGGCUUAUGAGGGUGAAGGGGGGGGGGGGGAAUUUAUUGCUCUUGUCAUCUAGAUGAUAGACUUGGCAAAGGAGGCAUAAUGUCUGAGAAGGGAGUCUUUGGUCAGUGGUUGUGGUACAAGCUAUAAUCAGGCUGAUAGGACUUGGUGUCUCUGAAAUUCCAUUGAUUUUUAAUUUUUCACUACCUAUGUAUGGAGCAUGGAAGUGGUGUUUAAAUUAAUUAUGAUUUAAUACAGUAGAUACAAUUAACAAUUAUUCCAUGAUAGUGCACUGGAUAUAAGAUGGUUAAUAGCCAGUGAGGUGCAUAGUGUUGAUUUGACUAUAACCAAUCUUGUAUUAGAUGCACAAUCAUGGAAUAAGUGAAAAUUCAAUAAGUUUAUGUCUUGUCCCUAGUGAAUCAGAAAUUCCAAAGUAUGGGAUGUGGGUCAAGUGCUCAUCAAGUAGAAGUUGAUGAAGCAGAGGAAAGAAAUGAUGUAGAUCCUUACAAGAAAGCAACAAAAUCUGGUGAGGAGACAUUUAAUGUGAACUUGUUUUUUUCAAUGACACCGAGGAGAUAUAUAUAUAUAUAUAUAUUUAUAUUUUGUUGUAACACUGGGAGAUGAAGUUUAUUUCUAAGUGCUGAUGAUGAAUCAUCUUUUACCAAGUGAUCAUGGGGAAUGAGUAAGAGACACAAUCAAUUAGUGCAAGAGGAUGAAUUGAAUAUUGCCAGUGUUUAUGGCUUGUUCAAAGUACACUGUAUAUCAUAUCAAUUGGGUGUCCAUUGCUAUCUAUUCAAGCCCUUACUGGCGCUGCUGUUUGCAUCUUGUGGUUAAUAUAUAAUUAUGAGCCGGUUUGGUGUUAAAAAGGAGUGGAAAAAAUAUCCAGCAUGUACAUGCUGAGUGUUAAGUUUGCUUUGUACUUUUCAAGAGAAGACAGAGGUGUUUAUAUCAAAGAAAAAAUGCUGGUGAACACACAAGUGUUAUACUUUGUUAACUUAUCUAGUGUUCCUUAAGAUUCCCAAAAGUUAACAAUUUUAAUGAGGAAUAGGUCAUUUAUAUCUUGGAAGCAGAGUGCCUUGAAUUGAACAAGUUUGUAAGCUGAGCAUAAUUCACAUAUUUAUGAAAUUAGAUGAAUAUGCUCAUUUUUGUUGGAAAUUCAAUCCUACACUGCCAAUCUAAGUGAAGCACUUAUUUUGAUAUGAUUAUUUUGUGACAUAUUAUGUGUUGUCAGUUGGGAGAGCUGGUUUUGGAAAGGAGCAAGACUUAGUAAAUGCAGCCUCAACAGAAGAGAAAGAGAACUCAAGGGAGCAAGAGAAACAUGUCUCUGGUGAAGUAUUAUCUGAUAUACAAAAUAUUUCUACAACUUCUGCAAAGACAGAGCAGGCAAAAUCAGGGGAGAAAUUUGUUAAAAAUGACAUCAUAGAGGACAAUGAAAGUGGUGUUGUUAAGGGAGAUGAUAUCCCUAAUGGAAAAGAUGAAGAUGGUAGUUCAGGGCAGACAAAUCAGGUUACAGAUAGAGAUGGUUUAUGUAUAGUUUCCGCUGGCAUGGAUCAAAGCAAUGAAAAUUCUGAGGUCCAUGUUACUCCUCAGGCUGGGACUAGAGAUUCUGGUCCUGCCAAAGAUGGCUAUAGUAGUAGAGGUGGGGUAAAGAAAACAUCCCAGAAUGAAACAAAUGAUUCAUUUACCCAAGUUGUUGCAACACCCAACCAAAGCUUUCAAGAAAAUAAAGACUCUUUUGCCAACGAAAUAUCUGUACUGGAAACUGACUCAGAGUUAACAAAUGGUACAAUUACUACAACACACCAAACAGCGGAGAGUACUGAUCUUAAUCAGUUGAAUGCUAUUGAGGUGACUGACUCUGAAAGCAAUCAAGAAAGUACAGAACGUACCAAAGAAACGUAUAAAGAUCGUGACAGUGAGUUAACACAUGGUGCGGCUGCUACAGAUCAAACAGCUGAAAAUACUGAUCUUCAUCUGUCAGAAAAUCAGUUGGAUGCUGUGAAAGUGACUGAAUAUAAAAAAAUUCAAGAAAGUAAUGUGAAAGAAGCUACAGAAGCAUCAUUUGAAGAGGAAAUGAAGUUAAGAAAUGUAGAGGAUAAAUUAGAUGUAGCCGAGGUGACUGAUCCUAAAGGUAUUCAAGAAAAUGAAGAAUCCUCUACCCAAAAGAAAGACAUAGAAAAAAGGACAACUGAGUUAGAAAAUGGUGAUAUUUGUAGGGAACAAACUGCUAAGAAUGCUGAUAUUUAUCCUUCAAUAAAUCAAGAUAUUGCUGAAGUUAAGGAUCCCCUGCUUUGUGGCAACUUGAACAAAGCUGUGACAAGUAAAAAUGAAAGUGACCGAGGGGAAGUUCUACAAAUAUUGAACCAUGUGUCAGGUGUACAAGCUAAUGAAAAUAUCCAAGGUGGCCAAGGAAAUUGUGCCACGGAUAAGAGUGAAAAUGAUGUCAAAAUAUAUCUGUCAGAUGGAAAUGUCACAUCAGCUGAAAGUCUCUCAGUUGUUGGUGAAAUGAGCAGUGUUGAAACAGAAGCACAAGAUUCUGCGCUUUUUCGAGACGUCAUUGCCGAAAACAGGCUCACUGCAGCACUACGUCUUUCCUGCAAGUUAUCACCUGGACAUCUUGUGAAAGAUCUUAAUGUCAUGGGUGUGAAGUCAGUUCAAUUGAUGCGUUCACUCUCACCAGGGGUUGUGACUGUUGCAGAGCUGAUACAAAAGCUUGUUCACUUGACGGAACUUGAUUUAUCAGGAAAUCUUAUUGGACCUCAAGGAUUUCGUGUUAUUUGUUUGGCUCUCAGAAGGAAUGCAACUCUUAAGUCUUUGAACUUGGCAAACAACUUGGCAGACACUGAUAGUUCUGUAAGUAUUGGAAUCUUUUUUUUUAUCAGCUAUUAUUUACUAGAUUACUAAUUCUUUGCGAAACAAAAAUAUGUUAUUAACAUCUAAUGGCAACCUUCAUCAACUAUCAUAAAUUUGGUCAGGAAUCCCACAGAGCCAAAAGCAUUUCGUUUAGUUCUGGUUGAUUUCGACACAGCUUAUCUCAUGACAUAAUAUAAAUUUAUUUCGGCGAUUCAAAUUUACCCAAACCUUUUUCUUAUUUCUUUUUUUUGUUAAGGUUUUUGUUCUCACAAAAUUAUUUUAUUAUAUAAUAUGUACAACUAACGACAUUCUCCCACAAAUGCCAACUUGUCACCAGCAAAAACAUUAACCUCCAUGUAAUGGUGUUGUAAAGGUCCAUGUUUUGUUUGUUUGAUAUAGAUGAGCAUAAUCAGCUUUUUGAAAUAACCUUGAUAAGUGAGUGUGAUGUUUUCUCUUCACGCGUAAAGGACUGUUUAGGAGAAAUGCUGUCUGUCAACUCCACUCUGGAGAGACUGGAUGUUUCUGGGAAUAACCUUGGGAGUGAUUACUUUUCGCGAUGUGUUGGACCAGCAUUGAUGAGCAACAAAUCUCUAAAGGUGUUAAAGUUUACCAGUUGUGGAUCAAAUGAUGUGUCUGCCAUUUGCGAGGCAAUGGUAGAAGCAAAUACAACAAUUGAGGAACUCGAUGCCAGUAAUAAUCACAUUGGAGCUGUGUUUGGAGAGGGGUUGUUAAAAAUCUUGCAGGUAUAUGUACAUCUAGGCAUAUUAGUGGUAUUAGCAUACUAACGGCAGAAUUCUGGUUCACUCUUAAUUUUCUGGGUCGUUUAAAGAGCGAAUAUCGCUAUUCAACGGAGAAAUCGUUAUCCUGCGCAUUUCAGUGUUAUUGAAAAGUUCAUGUGUUGCAUAUUGUUAUGGAAACUCAUAUCAUAAAUUUAUAGACGUUUGGAUACAUGUACAGUGGAUGUGUUUAUAAUGUUGAAUGGUAUCGUGAAUAAGUCUUAUAAUAUAGUGUUUGCUGUUUGUCACAGAAACCAGGUUGUCGCUUGCGACAUCUUGAUGUCCAUGGAACGAGCCUUGGAAACGAUGGAAUGGCAGCACUGCGGAAAGGAAUUCAAAAUAACAACUCUCUCAUCAGUGUGAAUGCAGCUGGGCACCAGGUAAGUUUACCUAUAUCACGCAAAAAACUAAAUUUUUGCACUGAAUUUACUGAACGCUGUGAUUACAAUUUUCACGGGGAAAAAAACGAUUCGUGUGCUUGGUUCACAAUAAUGCACUUGUGUAGUCAUUUACAGGGUUGUCAGUUAACAGUGAGAGUGGAGUCAUUUUCUCCGAACUUCACACCUCUGGGCUAACUUUGACAUCAUCUAAUUAGACCGUGAUAUUUUGUGAUAUUGAAUGGUGCAACUUGGGACCAAAAAAGGCGACAAUCAGUGUACUGCAUUUGUUCAUCAUGGAUGUUUUUUUUCAAACCACUGGUAAAAAAAUUAGAGUAAAACGUACAUGACUUAUCAGUUUACACGAACUGAAUUUAGAAUACGUGACUGACGACAACUCUUCAAUCGACUCUGGUGAUGACUUCCGUUCAGGCGUUACUUCCGGGUCCAAACCAUAUACUGGAGAGAGCAAAGGAAGCUAUUGUUUGUCUAACAUUUGCGAAGACCAAUUAAUUUUUCGCUGUAUUGUGCAACAGGAAAAAAAUUACCUUUAAGCACGAUCUCCACAUUUUGUUUGACUGUUCGUGGACUUUUCACGAGAUCCAGUAAAUUUUGAGAAUUCUUCUGGCUUGUUGAUUUUUUAUUUGCCAUCACCAAGCUGCCGCUGAGUUCACACGUAUCUUCAGAUUGGCUAAUGCAUGUUAUUUCUCGACUUGUCUAAUGUCCAGGUGUCUUGUCUGUCAUUUCUCAUGGAGUUUUUGUGGAGCUGUAUUUGUCAUCCUUCUUUGGAGGAGCUGGUUCUUGACGGAACCAAAAUUGGCGAACGGGAUGAAUGGAAACCAUCAGGUCUUGCUCUCUGUUUGCAACUUUCAGUACUUUACAGUGUAUUUGAGCUUUCUUAUUUUGUUAUAUCUACCGAUCUCGUGCUGUCUAGGGUGUUUUAGAGUCUUUGCAUUUAUUUGUAGGUGAGAUUUGUGCUAAACUCGAAUGUCAGUCUUCUGGCAUGGGAAAUAGUUCUUAACGGUUUGCAUUCAUAGUCGCAGUAACUGUUCUUGAUUGGCAACUAUUCAUCCCCAGACUUACAUCUUGUCUUACUUUCACUUUUGAAUGCAUUGUAACCAUAUAGGUGUGAUUGAGCUGGAAAGAAGUUCGAAUCUGAAAAAGCUACUUAUAUCAGGAUGUUCGCUGACAAAUCAAGCGUUAGGGACUUUGGCAGAAAACGCUCAGGGAAAAUUAAAUCAGCUCUUUUCCUUGGAUUUGUCCAGCAAUGAUCAGCUUACCACAAAGUGUUUAUCAAGCAUUUGCGCCUUGACCUCCUCUGGUAAUUGUCUUGGUUAUUGAUAAAGACCGUUUUACCUGUGAGAGAUUAUUUUCCCUGUCUGUCAAAUAUCCUUUAUUAUAGAAUUCUAAACAAACAGAACUUUGGAAUUAAUUUCCCAAGCCUCCCCUCUCAAAGCAGUGGCAAAACAUGUAAAUCUGUGACAUACGGUUUAGCAUCUAGACCCAAAGCCCUGCAUCUGCCCUUCACACUUAGAUGCCCCCAUAAAGCUCGAUGACACAUCGUAUUUUUGAAAGAGACGUGAUCUUCGAAUGGUGGACAGCCAGUUCUGUGAGAUUUCAUUUCUUAUGUAAUUUUGGCCAUACCCUUACUAACUGGCGACGGUAGGUGAAUGAAAUCGCUGUGAGACAAUUAAUUGAAGGUUUCUUUUUGCCUUUAAACGGGGAAACACGAAGGAAAGGGGAUGUUAUUCGAUUAAAUUUUUUUCUGUUCAACCCUAUCUUACAUUAGGCGACGAACUGGUUUUAAUUUUUCCAUUUUUUGCUUCUGUAGAUCAAAGUGUACAUUCCUUGUGUGCCGUUGACUUCUCGUUGAAUGUUGCUGAUGAUAUCGCCGGCGAAAUCGUAAACCUUCCUCAACUUAAAAACCUCAAAUCGCUGCUUCUAAAGAAAUGUAGGAUUUCACCAAAUUUCAUCGCUGAUCUUUCUAAGCUCGUUGCCGCGACAACGCCUGAAGUCCCACUUAUUUCCUCCCUGACAUUGGACGGAAUCAAACUGUCAGGAACAGAUGCUCUGAAAAGAAUGUUGGGAUUGUCAGACAUGUUUAUACCCAUAACUCCCUGCAGCUUUGAGUUGUUGUCGCUUAUAGGGUGUGGGUUGAACGAUAGAGACGUGAAACCGCUGAUGACUGCAAUAGGGAAUGGACUGAUUAUAAAGGAAUUGAGAUUGGCGGCAAACAGGAUCACAGACACAUCGGUUAACAACUUGUUGGAAUCUACUGGAAAUUCGCUUUCUCUUGAAACCCUGGAUCUGUCAAUAAACAAGGUUUGCAUGUAUUUAUAAAUUGCUUUUAUUAUGAAACACUAAUUGAAACAACUGUUUUAUUCGUUAGAUUCGAAACGGCGGCGCUGAGAAACUAGCUUGUGCUUUAGCUGACAAACUGGCAAACCUGAAGAGCUUGUUUAUGGGCGACAACUGUAUCGGCAGGGAAGGGAUACUUGCUUUGGUUGGCAAAAUUGGUUCCGGCACUCAACUGGGAGUUUUAAACCUCAAAAGUCAGCAACAAGCUUUGGGAGAAGAAGAUGUGGAUCAGAUAAUGGAACGGCUGGCAGAAGCACUUGGUACAUGCCUGUUCAUAUUUUAUUACCUAACAUCAUAAUUUUGUUCUUGUCAUAGUACCCUGGCAGUUUAUUUUCUUCGUCUCCCCUGUUGAUAUGUUACGCUUUUUCUUUUAGUGUUCUUGCACUAUUCAUUUCGUUUAGAUAAUUAUUAAUUUGAUGUAAGAUAAGGAAUUACUGAAGUAUUAUUAUCGUGCUAGGAUUGUACGUUAACGUGCAUGGCACCCUACAACCAGUGGCAGCGUGUCUGUGAAAUAACUGGCAAGCGGCCUUGUCUUAUACUUUUCAGGAUUCGACCCGCAGAGUAGUGACCCUCCUACGUCAGACGUUUUUGUACCACCCUCAAACUUCUCAGUCAACCUCACCGGACUUGGGGGUGAACCUGGUGAACUGGGACCGAAACUGGACAGUCUGGCCGUCCUUACAGACUACAGCUCAAAACAUCGUAGGACUUUGACACUUGAUGAUGCAUUGCAGCUGUCUGUGGCUCUCUCCCAAACGGAAAACACGAGAUCUCAGAUGAGUCAAGGCGACUGGAACCGAGUCAUCAGCGCUGACAAAGACGCACCAGGAUGGUUGCAAAUCUCGUCACAGCGGGCAUGUGCGAUAUAUGUUAGUAAUCUGCCGCUGAGCGUGACUGCGGAGAAAUUGGAAGGGCAGCUGGAUAGUGAAGCGGAGUGUAACGUCGUGGAAGUCUAUUUGCUAAAGGUUUAAACUUCUAAUUGUUUAUUAGGCUGUAACUCCUCUAUUUAACUGUAAAGUGUAGUAUUUAUCAAAUGUAGGGGACUUCGGACAGAACGAAAAAAAAAUUCCCUUUCAGUAAGAAUUGUUUCCUAUACCUCAGAAGAGCCAAAAUCAUUGAAGCUUCAUUUUUAAAAUCAAGACGGUUUUUUCGGACAGCAGGUCUGUGUGUCCGUUCAGCCGUCAAUCAGUGAGUCAGUGAGUCAGUUGUCAGUCAGUGAUUUAGUUAGGUAAUUUAGUGUUAACAACUGGGUUGAAAACGUAAAUUAGCCACCGUAAAGGGUAAAAAAGCUGACGUUUCGAGCGUUAGCCCUUCGUCAGAGCGAGUGUAUCGCUCUGACGAAGGGCUAACGCUCGAAACGUCAGCUUUUUUACCCUUUACGGUGGCUAAUUUACGUUUUCAACCCAGUUGUUAACACUAAAUUACCUGCUAUACUCUCCCACGGACGCAGCACCACAGUUUCUUUAGAAACUUACCCCUUUAUUCAUUAGUGAUUUAGUUAGUCAGUCAGACGGUCAGUCAGUUGUCAGUAAGUGAUGUAGUCAAUUAGACAGUCAGUGAUGUAGUCAUUCAGUCAAACAGUCAGUCGAUAAGUCAGUCAAUCAGCCGGUAAAUCGGUCAGUCAGUCAGUCAGACAGUCAGGUAGUCAGUCGGUCAGUCGGUCAGUCGGUUAGUCUUACUGAUUAAAGAUUACUCUUUUGAGUACCUAGAAAUAGGGGCUAACAUAUAUUUUUUGUAAUUGUAUUGGGAGUAUUCUUCUUCCUCUCCAAUCUGCCUAUUUUUUCUGUGAAUCAGGAUCAGAUUCUCAGGAAACCAAAUGGCUUAGCCUGGGUGUUAUUUGCAGACGCUGAGUCUGUUCAAAGGGCAGUGGAAUACUACAACUCUGGCCAAGCUUUCAUGUACGGGACACCAUUUGUUAUCUCCUCCGUAAAUGUUGAUGUGAUUGCUGAUAAUGACAUGGAAGAAAAUGCUCUGGCUAAGGCGAGGUUUGUAUUUUUGAUUGUGUCUUUAACAAUGAAAACAUUUAAUUAUGUCUUGACUUUCUUCGUACAUUUCUCUGUCUGUGGCCAAGCGCUAGGUAUGUUACCAUAAAUGACCUGUCUCUUCUAAACACGAGGAAGGUUAAAAAACUAAACACAGCUAUACAAAACCACCACGCAGACGAGCGUUUGCUUAAUUAAGCACGCCUAUCGACCGAUGUGAGUGCGUUGUAUUUCGAUUUCUAUCGACCGAUUUCCAUUCAAUCGUAGGACGCUAUUUAACGCUAACUUGCAGCGCUUGAUAAGACAUUGCAGUGCAAGUUAAAGAAAUUUUAUUUCGAUGAGAUAUCUUUUAUUUUAUCAUUUCAUUUACAGACAAGAGAUGAAUCAACGUGCUAGAGAUCGCAAAGCAGAUCAAACUGUUCAUGCGCAGCUCGUUCAGUCAAACUACAGCGAGAGUCUUGCCCGUCAUGAGUAUGCAGCCCAGCACCCCGCGUACGCUGAUGGCCGAGUGUGGUGAGGGACUAGUGACGACAAGAAUAUUGUGCUCUAGUUACAUUUAAAGCGAUUCUGGAGAGUUCAGACCCUUCUCCUUAAGAAUGUUGUCUUUUAAACGUCUUAUUGAUGUUCGAUUUAUUAAUACUUUCCGCGAGGUGGUUUAGCAACAACUCCUUGAGUUGUACUGUAAAUCGUUUCACCUGCUAUCGAUGGUUUCCCAUCGGUUCGUUCUUAUGGAUACAGUUAAAGAGGCUGGUAAAGUUUGGCAGCCCCCUUUUUCGACUCAUAAACAAAUUUACGACGAAUUUGUUCAAAAAAUUAUUAAGGUGUAAAGCGCACAUUUUUCACAAGGAUAUUUGUCCAUCCAUUCUGCAUUCUGUGAGUGUUCAAAAGUAGAUUCACUGAGUGAGCAUUUUAAAUGCUAUGUCAAGUAGUGUAACAGCAAUUUUUUUGGGGUCAAUUUUCACGAGUGUUGUUGUAUUAUAGUUGUUACUCUGCAAGGAGAAUAAUGGCUUUUGGUUUUACAUGAUAUUCCACGAAGAGGGUUUGAAAAAUUAUUUAUUUUACAUUUGUAUUUUGAUGUUGGAUGAAGGUUAUAAUUUUUUUUUACCCAAAGUUUUGUCUUCAUUUAUGGACUACAGAGUAUUUAUUUUUCUGAAAUUUCAUCAUCCG
Pocillopora meandrina is the source of this 24177-nucleotide messenger RNA. The record is from the annotation of a GenBank genome assembly. Lineage: Eukaryota; Metazoa; Cnidaria; Anthozoa; Scleractinia; Pocilloporidae.